AUGCUGAUGCUGAGGCAGAAGACAGUGCAGGACCGGGGCAGCGCAGCGCAGCGCAAGGCACCAACGCUCAACCCCAAAACCCCAAACGCCGGGUGGGGUGGUCCCUCGUCCCCGGCCUGCCUGGCUAUUGCUAUUGCUAUACUUCCCCCUUUCUCUGCCUUUUUCUCUACAAUACACAAUACAUACAACGCCGUGCAGAACCCCGACCAGAGCCUGCACCCCUCGUUUCCCCUCCCCUUCCACCACGUCCCGCUCCACCACCCCGCGCCACCAGGAGCACCUGCCGCAGGGCCAGGAGCUGAUGCAGCAGCAGCAGCACCCUCCACGCACAAUGCUGCUCCCCACUCCCAGCCUUCAAGAGGUUUCUCCGAUUGGAGUGCGUCCAACAGUGCCUUCGCGUCCGUUGCUGCGCAGCCCGCCCCCGCUACCACCACCACCACACCCUUCCACUACAACCUCUCCCAGUCUUACGCGCUAUGGACCCAUUACAUGCUUAACAAGAAUGCACUACCCUACACUUCUUAUCCCGCUGCACCACAGGACGAGAAUUCCCACCCGCUGCACCAUACUCACAUCCCGCCAGACAAGGAUUCAGGUUCUGCAUCCAGCCUUGGGUUUGACUCUUUCACUACAAUGUCCCUUGGACCAAACAUAUGCGCCCACAUGUCUCCCAUGGAAGGAUCUAUAUCUGCCAAUGAAGCUGACAAUUCAGAGGAUUUGCCUACAGUAGUUACAAACAGUGAUGAAAUGGACACUAGAAACAGUGAUGAAGUCCAUCCUGACUCAGUUGCCACUCUUCCUGAAUCAAAGCCUAGUCAUGAAAGCUGCACCACUAAAUUCAACUCUGGAGAGUACCAAGUCGUUUUGCGCAAGGAGUUGACAAAGAGUGAUGUUGCAAAUGUCGGGCGAAUCGUGCUACCCAAGAAGGAUGCUGAGGCUAGUCUUCCACCAUUGGUGCAAGGUGAUCCUUUGAUACUGCAAAUGGAUGACAUGGUGCUUCCAGUUACAUGGAAAUUUAAGUAUAGAUUCUGGCCAAACAACAAAAGCAGAAUGUAUAUUCUGGAAGCUGCAGGUGAAUUUGUGAAGACACAUGGCCUUCAGGCAGGAGAUGCGCUCAUUAUCUACAAGAACUCCGUGCCCGGCAAAUUUAUUAUCCGUGGGGAGAAGGCCAUUCAGCAGACAAACCCCUAGACGCAACUUGAUGUGGGUGUAGCAGCGUCGAAGAUGGCUUUUUUGGGUUCACCAUAAGUUCAUAAUUGAAGUGAUUAUCAACUUUCAUGACUGGGUCACCAUCGCAUUGGGAUGAGAUGGAAAACAGAGAAUCAGGAGUCUCUGACUUCUUGACUCCUGGUGGGUGGAGAAAAGGAAGAAAUUUUGGGAGAACAUUGGAAGUGCUGCCAAUGAGCCUACAUCUGAGCGGGACAAGUAGUUUGCGUUUUUUGUUUCUCUAAUUCGGUUGUAUUUGGAUGCUCGAGUUCUGCAUUGCAUUCUGAACAACAUUCGUAGUUCCUUUUUCUUGUAAAUAUUUUGGACCUAUAAGAUAAAAGAAGUGAUUGGAACUUGUGCAAUUAUGGUGCAA
Molecule: messenger RNA, 1579 nt
Organism: Setaria italica (foxtail millet)
Lineage: Eukaryota; Viridiplantae; Streptophyta; Magnoliopsida; Poales; Poaceae
Product: B3 domain-containing protein IDEF1
Exons: 10
Coding region: 1-1191 (396 amino acids)
Molecular function (GO): DNA-binding transcription factor activity; DNA binding
Source: RefSeq, a predicted model, not a curated record